Erythranthe guttata (spotted monkey flower) is the source of this 2927-nucleotide messenger RNA. Its product is annotated as WRKY transcription factor. The record is from RefSeq and is a predicted model, not a curated record. NCBI's taxonomy places the organism in Eukaryota, Viridiplantae, Streptophyta, Magnoliopsida, Lamiales, Phrymaceae.
CCGUUAAAUAGUUUUCUAGAUUUCCCCAUUUUCUUCGACUGUUCAUAUGUAUAAAUAGAUACAUACACUUGAAAAUCAACAAAAUUGCAAAUCUCUGUACCCUUUUUUGUACCUCGCCGGCGCUCACGAAGCCCUAGUUUCUCUCUCCUCUCUCUCUCUCUCUAAAUUAUAGAUACAAAUCUUGUCUCCGCAGACCGGAAUUUCUGAUCUCUUCGUUGAUAGCGGAAUUGCUGAUCGAAUCCAAGGCGUGAGAAUUCACCGAUCUGUCGUAUCGAUUGCGGUGUUUCCAGAAAUUAUCGGCUGAACUAGUUGCAGAAGUAAUUAAUUUUUAAAUGAUAUUCUGCUGUCCUAGGUACAUGGAAUUGUUGUGGAAUUGACAUGCACUGCUGCUAAUUAGGGAAAAUUAUAACUUCUACAAACAAUGGAUCGCCGUGAUACUUCUGGAUUUGUUAGCGGGGGUGCGGUGUGCUCUCUCAGAGACAUCUAACCCUAGUUAGUUUUUGUAGAUAUAUUUUUCUUUUUUUAACCCGGAAGUCAGGCAGACUGUUCUUUAGCAACUAAGUUUUGGUUCAAAUACAAGCAUUGGACUGUAGCUAUUUGGUGAUGGAUGCCAGGUUCUACAAUCUGGGUUUUGCUGCUAACCCACAAUCGAACGCAUUCAAGAAUCUGUGCAAUUCCACCCAAAUUGGAGGAAAUGGAGCUGAAGGUGUGUAUUGUGCAGACACAACCUUACGACUUGAUUCACCUGCUUUUCCAAGCCCCUUAGCUUCUACUUCAAUGGGACUCAAAAGGAAGUGGAGCUUUGUAGAUGGGCCUGAAAAUCAGCAAGUCGAAUCUUCACUUUGUCUCCACCUUGGCCAUUCAUCAAGCUCAUCAGACAGCAAGGGGAGCACAGCAACUGCAUGCACUUCUAUGUCUUCAGCCAAAGAAACUGACGAGGAGUCCUCAAUGGAUCUAGAACUGGAUUUCACUCUCCAUCUCGGCGUUGAAAAACCAUCAUUCUCAGAGAAAUCAGCCAGCUUUAAUCUGAAAUCACUGAACGAGUGGCCUAAGGUUGAUCUUCAGUUGGGCCUUUCCAGUGGACCUGCUUUAUCUGACAUUACAACUGUCCAUCCAUUCCACACCGCAACAAACAACGCUGUCAACAUGGUUACUGACAAUGAAGGUCUGGACACAGAUGAAGGUUCAACAGGAAAUCCCUUUCUGCCAUUGCACACUGCACGGAACAUGGAAAACAUUUACUUUUUUGACCCGUCUGUCGGGCAAAUGAAGCCAAACACUCCUGUUCUCUCCUCGAGCAUAGUAACAGUACCGAAAAGCUCAGUCACCUGUACUUCCGGGAUAACUCAAUCACAACAGCAGCGUAGUAGUUGUAGCAAUAGUACUAAACAUUGUCAGUUUCAGGGAUGUUCGAAGGGAGCAAGAGGGGCAUCUGGUCUCUGUAUUGCUCAUGGGGGCGGUCGGAGGUGCCAGCGCCCUGGCUGCCACAAAGGAGCCGAGGGCCGAACCGCCUUUUGCAAGGCUCAUGGUGGCGGCAGAAGGUGUGAAUUUCUAGGAUGCACAAAGAGUGCGGAAGGGCGUACGGAUUUCUGUAUCGCCCAUGGUGGAGGCCGCCGCUGCAGCUACGAGACUUGCACUCGUGCUGCCAGAGGGAAAUCUGGGCUGUGUAUCCGUCAUGGCGGUGGAAAGAGAUGCCAGGUACAAAACUGCUCGAAGAGUGCGGAAGGUCUUUCUGGUCUUUGCAUCUCUCAUGGAGGCGGUCGAAGGUGUCAGUACCCCGAGUGCCACAAGGGGGCUCAGGGAAGCACAAUGUUCUGCAAGGCUCACGGUGGCGGCAAACGCUGCACACACCCUGGGUGCAAGAAAGGUGCAGAAGGUAGCACUUCGUUAUGCAAAGGCCAUGGUGGUGGGAAAAGAUGUUCGUUCCAAGGGGGUGGACUUUGCCCUAAGAGCGUGCAUGGUGGGACCCUCUUUUGUGUGGCGCAUGGGGGUGGAAAAAGGUGUGCUAUUAGCGAGUGUACGAGGAGUGCUAGGGGUAGAACCGACUUUUGCGUUCGCCAUGGUGGCGGCAAGAGAUGUAAAUACGAGGGUUGUGGGAAGAGUGCGCAGGGAAGCACUGAUUUCUGCAAAGCCCAUGGCGAUGGCAAGAGAUGCUCCUGGGGUAGCCCUGGUUCUGAAUUUGGCCUUGGUGAUAAUCCUUGCAACACGUUUGCUAGGGGUAAAACUGGGCUUUGUGUAUCUCAUGGUGCUUUGGUUCAGGACAAUAGAGUUCAUGGUGGUGGAACUGUCGGAAUUGUCGUUCAGGACUUUAAAGCUAAGAAACCAGUCUUUACAGUUGAAGACGGGAGUGUUGUUAUGAAUUCCGCUGACUGUUCAAAUUAUUUCGGUUACCAGCCAACUCAUAUGCCUUCGGGAAGCAACCGAUCAUCUGGGAAGGUUCCGGAAGGACGUGUGCACGGAGGGAAUUUGAUGGCAUUGCUUGCUGGUGGUCCUGGUUUCAACUUUCCUAGCGGAGAUAUGGCGGGUCCCUCCGAGCCGGAGAAGUCUUUCGUGACACAUCAGACCUGGAUGUAAGGCUAUCCUUUUAGCCCCUUUUUUUUUUCCUUCUUGUUAAAUUCAAUUUCCGAAGCCCUGUUUAUUAGACGCAUGUUGUGUUGUUCCAUUCUCUUGUUUGUGUAGUGGUUUUUGAACGUGAAAAAUCUCGACUGUUAUUUAUUUGGCAUAGUUUGCAACUUAGGGAAUGUGUGGCAAUAAAUGGAGAUUGAAACUGCUUGCUUGAGUGUGGCUUAAUGCCGUUCUUUUGUCUUGUAAAUAGUCACGUGUUGUUUUUCGAUCUUCGUGUUGGUUUUUGCGGGCCCGUGUUGGGUCGGAACAGAUAUUCUGUUGUAAAAAUAAAAUUAUGUUUGAUGUGCAAACAUUUUGAUGAA